This is a messenger RNA of Cucurbita maxima (winter squash), 4040 nucleotides long. RefSeq names its product pentatricopeptide repeat-containing protein At1g09900-like. The record is from RefSeq and is a predicted model, not a curated record. The coding region runs from base 1938 to 3746 and encodes 602 amino acids. The transcript is spliced from 4 exons. Lineage: Eukaryota; Viridiplantae; Streptophyta; Magnoliopsida; Cucurbitales; Cucurbitaceae. Gene Ontology annotation, molecular function: protein binding.
UUCCGCUGCUUUGUUACAGUUUCACACCUUCAAAGACUGCUUUUGAAGCUGAAUAAGAACAAAAUUCCUUUGACAAACAGAGCCAAAAGAGAAUCAAAUCACCAACUUCGACGAUUUCGUUUUAUGCAUUGUUCCAUGCUUGCAAGCCUUAUCGGCGACGGCUUUGAUUAGCUAACGAGUUUCUGCAAAAGAUUGAGUGAAAAUGCUGAAAUAGUGUUCUGGAGAUUAGGAUUUUUAUUGCCGGAGCGGAGUUGAUUGACGGCGGAGAUGGUGGUUAGAAAAGUCGGCAUUUACGAGGUCGGAAGGACGAUUGGGGAAGGUACUUUUGCAGAGGUGAAGUUCGCUCAGAACACUGAGACUGGUGAGAGUGUUGCUAUGAAAGUCCUCGACCGAAGCACCAUAAUCAAGCACAAGAUGGUCGAUCAGAUAAAGAAGGAGAUUUCUAUCAUGAAGCUUGUGAGGCACCCUUACGUUGUUCGUCUUCACUAGGCAUGGAUUAAUUUUCUGAAGUACUUAUUCUCAAUUAUUUUUAGCCUCUUGUCAAGAGCUUGGGUUUGAACUUCCUUUUUCUUGUUUAACACUGGAUACAGUAUCCAUUUUGGCUUGUAGGUUCUUGCAAGCCGUACUAAGAUUUAUAUAAUCUUGGAGUACAUUACUGGUGGUGAAUUGUUUGACAAAAUAGUGAGUAAUUCAAAUAAAUAGCAUUAUUGCUUAAGGAAGAUGAGUUGCUUGAAGUUUUGAAACUAUUGCUUAUUUUAUAUCCUAAUAGUUCAUGAUGUAAUCCAUACCCUGCAGGUUCAUCAUGGCCGGCUUAGUGAAGCUGAAUCCAGGAAGUACUUCCAGCAGCUAAUUGAUGGUGUAGAUUAUUGCCACAGCAAGGGAGUAUACCACAGAGAUUUAAAGGUUUAUUGGCUGAGCCCGUGGAGAAAAUAUUCUUGCUGAGAUCUGGAAAAGAAAAAAAACAAGAAUCUGAUCAUUUUCUUUUUUUCUUUGAGUAACCUGAGAAUCUGCUACUCGACUCCCUAGGUAAUUUAAAGAUCUCAGACUUUGGUCUGAGUGCAUUGCCUGAACAAGUAAGACAUAUUUUAAUGGUUCUUAUUUACUUAGAUAUAGACGUCUUGUGUAGUUUGUAGAAACAACAAAUAGUUGAUUGUAUUUCCUGACAGGGAGUUAACCUACUCCGCACAACGUGUGGGACUCCAAACUAUGUAGCACCAGAGGUAUUUAUGGUUGUAUCUUAAAAGCUUGUUAAACCAAAAUUUUUAUAAGUUGAUGAUGACAUUUAUAAGCUUGCCUUUUGGUUCGAUCUUAAUCAUGCAGUGGGAGAAGUUAAGCUGUAAGACAAUGUAUUGUCAUGUCUAUUUUGGUUGGAUUUAAUUUGGAUAUGAGAGGCUUUCAUAGACUCUUUUAGGUUAACUUACAAUGAAAUAUCAUUUCAACAUGCACUUGAAUGAUCGACUAAUAUUGCCAUUUCCCUUCAACAGAUUGAGAGAGCUGACUUUUCAUGUCCAUCUUGGUUCCCUGUGCUUGAUCCAUAGAAUAUUUGACCCCAAUCCUUCAACUCGUAUUACCAUCGAACAGGUCAGAGAGGAUGAAUGGUUCAAGAAAAAUUAUGUUUCUGUCAAACUUUUCGAAGACGAAGAUGUUUACACCUGGAUGAUGUGAAGGCUGUCUUUGAUGAUCCUGAGGCCCAGAAACUGGAUAAGCAAACACGCCGCCUCCCCACUCUCCCACCUCCAUCUUUCCCUCUUCAAUUUUUACACUCUGUAAGUUUCCCCUUCUCUGGUUCUCUCUUUUUGCAAAACCCUCAAUCUCUGCCCUUUCAUACACUGAAAAAACAAGGCCCCAUUGGCCUCCGCUUCUUCAAUUUCUUCACAGUCGAUUAAAGUGGAUCUCGAAGGAUCAAAACCCUUUUGUUUCCUUCAAGUUGGAGGAGUAUGGAUAUAACGUUGCAUGCAAAGCAUUACACGGAUGGAUUCUGUUUGUUUCAGCGUCGCAGCACCAAAAAUAGCAGCCGUAAUGUUAGGGCCGAAAGAAGGGCUACUCCGGAGACCAAUUCUGUAAGUUUUUCUGUGGGAGGAAAAGGGAAACCUCGAUUUCUUGUUAUUCCUUCUGAUUGUUCUGAAGAAUCCUUUGUUCGUGCGGUUCUGAAGAAUCCUUUGCAACAGGGGGAGAAAAAUCUUCACACCCAUUUGAAUGGCUCUAGUUCUUCAUCAUUUUCUUCGAAUCAUUCGCAGAGUUUUGAGGAAUUUGAGAACAAUAAUCAUCUUCGUCGACUGGUAAGAAAUGGGGAAUUGGAAGAAGGGUUUAAAUUCAUAGAGGGUAUGGUUUAUCGUGGUGAUAUUCCUGAUGCAAUUGUGUGUACUAGUUUGAUUCGUGGUUUGUGUAAAACUGGAAAAACUAGAAAGGCUGCUCGAGUUAUGGAAAUUUUGGAGGAUUCUGGGGCUGUUCCUGAUGUGAUAACUUACAAUGUUCUUAUUAGUGGUUACUGUAAAUCUGGUGAAAUUGACAAUGCUUUGAAACUUUUGGAUCGAAUGAGUAUUUCUCCUGAUGUUAUUACUUAUAAUAUAAUCUUGCGUACGCUCUGUGACAGUGGGAAGUUGAAGGAAGCCAUGGAAGUUCUUCAUAGACAGUUGCAGAGGGAGUGUUAUCCUGAUGUAAUAACUUAUACUAUAUUGAUUGAAGCAACUUGUAAGGAGAGUGGAGUUGGGCAGGCGAUGAAAUUGUUGGAUGAAAUGAGGGAGAAAGGAUGUAAGCCUGAUGUUGUCACUUACAAUGUUCUUAUAAAUGGGAUUUGCAAGGAAGGAAGGUUGGAUGAAGCUAUUGAGUUUUUGAAUGAAAUGUCUUCUUAUGGCUGCCAACCUAAUGUAAUCACUCAUAACAUCAUCUUGCGUAGUAUGUGUAGUACGGGGAGGUGGACGGAUGCCGAGAAGCUGUUGGCUGAAAUGGUUCGUAAGGGAUGUUCUCCUAGUGUUGUUACUUUCAAUAUCUUGAUUAAUUUCUUGUGUCGAAAGGGGUUGUUGGGUCGAGCUAUUGAUAUUUUGGAGAAGAUGCCACAGCAUGGCUGUACUCCGAAUUCCUCGAGCUACAACCCGUUGCUUCAUGGGUUUUGUAAAGAGAAGAAGAUGGAGCGGGCGAUCGAGUAUUUGGAUAUCAUGGCUUCUAGAGGUUGUUACCCUGAUAUUGUGACGUAUAAUACUCUAUUGACUGCAUUGUGUAAAGAUGGGAAGGUAGAUGUUGCUGUUGAGAUACUGAAUCAACUUGGUACUAAAAGUUGCUCUCCUGUAUUGAUUACAUACAACACAGUGAUUGAUGGGCUAUCAAAGGCAGGCAAAACAGAAGAUGCUGUUAAACUUCUAGACGAGAUGAAGGAAAAAGGACUCAAACCCGAUAUAAUUACAUACUCGUCGCUCAUUGGAGGACUGUGCAGGGAAGGAAAAGUUGAUGAAGCAAUUGCAUUUUUCCAUGAUCUAGAAGAAGUUGGUGUGAGGCCAAAUGUUAUCACAUACAACUCUAUCAUGUUAGGACUCUGUAAGGUUCAACAAACUGUUCGUGCCAUCGAUUUCUUGGCAUCGAUGGUUGCCAGAGGCUGUAAACCGAACGAGGCUUCGUACAUGAUUCUUAUUGAGGGGUUGGCCUAUGAAGGUUUAGCCAAGGAGGCAUUGGAGUUGCUUGAUGAAUUGUGCUCUAGAGGAGUUAUGAAGAAGAGUUCUGCUGAGAGGGUAGUGAUCAAAAACUCUUUUUGAUGUGUUGUUGUUUUACUGAUUUCAUCAUUAAAUCUACAAGGAUGUGGGAUUUUUUAUGAUCUUGGAGCCAAAUUAUGUGAUCUGGGUAGAAUCCAAAACCAAUUUUGUAAGAUAAAAUCCUCAGCUCGAGUCAGAUUUGAUAAAGCUAUCCUCCUUCGUUACUUUACAUUAUUAUACAUUGGAUUACUUUCCAAUGGUGAUAGGAUAGUUCCUCCAUUGAUGAACUCCAUGGAAACUAGCUGAAAUUUCCACAGUUCCAUUAGAAUUUUGUUUUAAAUAUGCUUGAAGAAACAA